Aspergillus ochraceoroseus IBT 24754 is the source of this 3418-nucleotide messenger RNA. RefSeq names its product GRAM and VASt domain-containing protein. NCBI's taxonomy places the organism in Eukaryota, Fungi, Ascomycota, Eurotiomycetes, Eurotiales, Aspergillaceae. The record is from RefSeq and is a predicted model, not a curated record. Gene Ontology annotation, cellular component: cortical endoplasmic reticulum; mitochondrion; plasma membrane. The coding region runs from base 7 to 3294 and encodes 1095 amino acids. Gene Ontology annotation, molecular function: sterol binding; sterol transfer activity. Gene Ontology annotation, biological process: intracellular sterol transport. The transcript has 2 exons.
AAAGCGAUGUCGGUAGAUGCGGACGACCCCGACGGAGCCCAAGACGAUGCACAUUCUGCCAUCAGCGGUACAACUGGCGCGCCAUCCGAGUCCAAUCCUGAUACAGAAAUCCCACGCCCAUCGAGUCAACCAGUAUCCACCUUGAGUAUACCUACAGAUCGGAAUGGGAAGAAGAGAACCGUCUCCAGAAGCCAGCGCUUUAAAAAUGCCUUCAGCUCGGACAAAAAGAAUGCCAACCGGGACCGGGCCUCCUCGACAUCUGGCGAGAGCUGGAAAAGCACCAGUCGAAGGAGUAGCCUGUCGUCGUCGAAAAAGGCUCCGAAUAUUACCACCGCACCUCCACCACCGGUUCCCAAUAUACCCAAGCCGAUUCGUACAGACCUGACGGAGGAUAAGUCUCGAUAUUCGCCUGAAGCUCCUCGCGUCCAAACCCCCCCGCACACCGCCGUCCCAGCCCCGCAAGCCAUAGUCACCCCACCAACUCCUCAAACUGAACGUCGCAUGAUUUUCGGCUCUCCAGAUGUUACGCAGUCGCCGGAGUCCCUGGAGUCCAAAGACUUGCUUCCUGGCAUCGUUGUAAGCCCUUCUGGAAACAUGAUAUCUCAUCGUCGCGUCCGCUCUGCUUCUGCCGCAAAUCAUAAACCAAGCAAGCUGUCUAACUCCAUUGCUGCGAGUCCGACUAUCGACGAAGCGAAGUCUGCGAAAACACCGUCUGGUACCUCACAGAGUGGCUUCUUUUCCUCCGUCUUUUCUGCAGCGCAGAGCGCAGCAUCCACCCUCACCAACAGUCUCAAUGCGCCCAAAAUUCGUAGCCCUGCCAUAGCCGAAACCAAAGAAUCAGAAAACCUACCAUCCCAGGGUGAGCCCGACGGUUUUGAAACCGCAGCUCCAAGCCAACCAGAAGAAAAGAAACCGUUGGCAGUGGACACUUUGGGUUCCGGAGACUUGAACUUUAGCCAUCUUGAUAUUGCUCUCCCACCGGGUGGGUCCGUGUCGACGCCAGAUGGAGUCGUCAUCACGAAGCCUGAUAUGCCAACGGAGAAACGCAGAAGCCCUACUGUCACUCAGCGAGAUGAAGAGGCUGCAAGACUCGAGGAUAGACGUGCUGCACAUGCAGUCACAAUGGCAUAUGAAAAACCGGCUGAUAUUCCAGUGAGCCCACCUACUGAUGACCCCCUUGAAGCACAACCCGGCUUGCCUCUUGCAAGAGAGCCUACUGGUGCGCAGACCCCUCCUGGUGGCAGCGUUCUGGAUGGAGAAUUUUCAACGAGGCCGUAUCGAAGCGGUAGCGUACGAAGUCGGCUGGCCCGACGACGCCACCGAGGUUCUUCUGGGGCCACCACUUCAACAAUUGGCGCAAUUGGCGCAAGUGCUAUCGCUUUAGGUGCUCCAGGUGCUAACGCUAGCAUGCCACGACUGACGGGAUUCGCCGUGGCCAGCAAAAAGCGCAAUAGGGACUUUCAUCAGCUAUUCCGCAGUGUCCCUGAAGAUGAUUAUCUGAUUGAGGAUUACAGUUGCGCCCUUCAACGAGAGAUCAUCCUCGCGGGACGAAUCUACAUCUCUGAAGGUCAUAUUUGCUUCUCAAGUAAUAUCUUAGGUUGGGUCACCACCCUCGUCAUCAGUUUCGAUGAGAUCGUAGCGGUUGAGAAAGAAUCAACCGCAAUGGUUUUUCCAAAUGCGAUAGCUAUUCAGACUUUGCAUGCUCGCCACACUUUCAGGUCUCUCCUCAGUCGCGAGUCGACUUACGACUUGAUGGUCAACAUCUGGAAGAUCAAUCACCCCGCCCUCGAGAGCUCUGUGAAUGGUACCAGGGUCGCCGAUGGCACCGGUGACAAAACCGAGAAAGCUGAGGAGAGCGAUGAUGAGAGCGAGGAGGAAGAGGACGAGAUAUACGACGAGGAUGAGGAGGAAGAUAACGCCGACAGCUUUUUCGACGCUGCACUCGAGAGUGCUCGUGCAAGUGACUUGUCACUGCCCACUAAAGGCCUCCCUCGAGUGGGCUCCGGGCCCAUUUCAACAACCCCAGCUCCAUCCGGCGCCAACGGUAGUUCCAAAGGCGGCAAGAGUGGUAAUUCGGAUGGUGACUUCCCGGGCCCAGCAACUCACUCGCCAACUGAGUAUACUGAGUCUGGUGCCCAGUAUGACAGAGUGGUUAAAGACGAGAUAAUUCCCGCGCCUCUUGGUAAAGUCUAUUCUUGCGUGUUUGGGCCAGCCUCGUCAACGUUCAUGCCGAAAUUUCUCGUCGACAACCAGAAGUCCGGUGAACUCGAUUUCGAUGCCGAAAAGACAGGUCUCACAAACGAUAAUCGAACCAGAAAAUAUUCGUAUAUCAAACCCCUGCCUGGCUCCAUUGGUCCCCGGCAGACUAAGUGCAUCAGCACAGAGCAGUUGGAUUUCUUUGAUCUAGAGAAGGCGGUCCUCGUGACGCUCAGUACUCAAACUCCCGAUGUGCCAAGUGGCAAUGUUUUCUGUACCAAGACAAAGUAUCUUUUCACAUGGGCGGCGAACAAUCAGACGCGCUUUCUGAUGACAUGUACAAUCGAGUGGUCGGGAAAGAGUUGGCUGAAAGGUCCUAUCGAGAAAGGUGCUAUGGACGGUCAAACAACGUUUGGAAACGAUCUAAUUACAGCUAUCAAGCUCGCGGUCGCCCCGCGCGGUCGUGCAUCCGGUGCCAAAAGCGGCACUAAAGGCAAAGGACGCCGCAAGAAGGGCGAGCUUGUUACCGAAGAGACCUCGGCCACCGUUUCACAGGCAGUUAAUGAUGCUAGCGCACAGAAGGCUGAAUCUUGGGGUGUAUUUGGACCACUUCGUCCAUUUCUCGGUCCAAUAUCCAGCAUCUUCAACCCUUUGUGGAAUGGGAACACAGCCCUUCUGGUUAUUGUCGUUCUACUCUUUAUGCUCAUCUUCCGUGGGCCUUCCAGUCCGCCUGCGAUGUCGUAUGAUAUCUCAUACCCUGCUUAUACCUUGCCUCAGCGUCUAGCAGCUUACGAAGAGAUGUGGCGCAGAGAGGAAAGUGAGUUGUGGAACUGGCUAGAAGAUAGGGUAGGGCUUGAUGGUCUAUCUUACCCAGCUGUGCACAAAGCAUCCGAGCCCCGAAUGCCACAGAAGAGUGGUCGAAGGCCUCAAAGUGAGCGGGAUCUGAGAGACACGCUAAGCGAGGAGAACAUGUCCGAUCGUGAGAUGAACCAAGCGAUACGAACCACCCGGGAAAGAUUAGAUGCUCUGGAGAAGAUAUUGAACAAGCGCAAUGUUAAACCUCCCACAGAGACAGAGACUCUUCGCGAGGAACUAUAAACGUUUCUCCCAAAAACAUAACUCCCGGCAUCCUCCCAAUGCGGAGAGAUCCCACCGUCCCCUCAAAUGGGCAACACACAUUUACCGAGCCUAUAUGUCAUUCCUUUUUUUUUUUUUUUUUUUU